Molecule: messenger RNA, 1215 nt
Organism: Paecilomyces variotii
Lineage: Eukaryota; Fungi; Ascomycota; Eurotiomycetes; Eurotiales; Thermoascaceae
Exons: 3
Coding region: 184-1140 (318 amino acids)
Source: RefSeq, a predicted model, not a curated record
GAAUACCAGUUUCUCCAUUCUACGGAGUAUCCUCGUCUAUACCACUCCUUCUACGCCUUAGUGGCGCGGUCAACAAACGCGAGCAGGACUCACGCGGCAUUGCCAGCCCUCAAACGAGCACCGUCAAUAUAAUAUCUAAAAUAGAUUAUCCUUCCAACUGGCUACUAUUCACCAAGGAAUUUAAUGUCAUUAUGUGUCAUGGCGAUGUCAGAACCCUCCUCUGCUAGAAGGAAAUCCACCCGACGCGUGACUCCUAGGGCUGGCAAGAAUACAAUGAAAAGAGACACGAAGCCAGUAGUAGAUUUGGAAAAGCCAAGGACAUCAGAUGACCUGAACAAGGAUACUUUGGUAAACUUGUUUGGUCCAGAUUAUUUGGAGGAGUUGGAAGAUCUCGACGAAGAAGACGAUUUCGAAGAGGAAGAAGAAGAGGUGCAAACUUCUUCACCAUCACCACCACCGCAGCCAUCACAACCGAAACGGGUAAAGAUCCCUAUUUCCACUGAUCCACUCGAAAAGACUUGCAUUGAGAAAGAUCCCCUACCUGCUGGCUAUAUAUUCGUCCGCAGAGGAGACGUAUACAUCACGCGCCACUGUAGAAGCAAGACAAAAGACUCAAAGCGCACAGUCUACCUUGUAUAUGACGCCAAAGGCAAACGUACCCUCGGCAUUCGUGUCCCUAAAGACAUCUACCACUCUGUUCGCUCCGAUGCGGUAGCAACUGCCUCCUCUCGUGCCGAUGCCGUCAAGGUACGAGACGAGCGGGACCUUGCGCGGUCCCGAAAGCUACUACUAGCUCAAUUUCCCAAAAUGCCUCCAUCAUCGCUCGAGAGGAUUCUCGAGCACGCGUUUCUGAAAGGGUCCGGACGGGUAGGCCGUUCGACGAAGAGAUCGGAUGAGCGUAAGGCGGAGUUAGCAGUCGAAGCACAUAUUCGGCAUCUGCAUACGCCGUAUGAGGAGUUGCUAGACCAGGGUAUGCAGAGGGAUCAAGCAAGGGAUCGGGUAUGGGAUGCAGUGCAGGAGGUGAAAGCCGCUUGGGGAGGACAGAGGAGAGAUAGUCCACUGCCGUCGAAGAGGAUCAAGAGGAAGAGGAGGACCAAGGCUCCAGGAACGAAGGUUGCUAAGAAGGCAAAGAAGAAGUGAAGCACAUUGGCGCAAAGUCGAUAUUUCACUCGCUUCUUCGACAUGGUGGCUAGUGACCGUUCAGACGUCGAGGAU